Molecule: messenger RNA, 264 nt
Organism: Peronospora matthiolae
Lineage: Eukaryota; Oomycota; Peronosporomycetes; Peronosporales; Peronosporaceae
Source: the annotation of a GenBank genome assembly
AUGGAGGACGAGGACGUGGCGAUCUGCUUGUUGCGCAGCCUCUCCGAGAGCUACAAAAACGUAAGUCUCAACUUAGAGAUGAUCAGCGCGGAACUGCGGACGCAUGACUAUGUGAAAAUGCUCACGAGUAAGCACAUCAAGAAAAAAGGCGAGAAGACAACGUCGGCUAAUGCUGAAGAAGCAAGCAAGGCCUUCAAUACCGAGCGUGAGUCUCGCUGGUGUACCUUCUGCGGAAAAUCGGUGAAUACGGUGGACCGGUGCUGA